AUGACGUGCAACGGUGAGUACAAAAAAAAAGAGCACUGUGACGACACAGACAGAAUCAGUCAGCGCUUGGUCCAUUUAGCGAAAGAACAAGGCUCGACCGAUAACAUCUCUGUGAUAGUGGUGUUUUUACGAGAACCCUCUAAAAUAGCAGCGGAAGCCCAUUGGGCGAACCGCAAUCUAGUUCCUGUAACCAUGGAGGCGAGCCUCGACAAUUCAAAUAACCCCUUCGGCAUGUCCAACGGCGCCAACACUGACAAUAUCAUCACGCAAAAAUCAGACGGCCUAUUAUUGAACCUUACGGACAACUAUAAACAAAACGGUACCGACUUACAAACUUCUGACUUCUUUUCAACCGAAAAGUCAAAUGGAAAACGAUCGGCCUCAGAUUUUGAUGACGAGGAUUUCGGACCUGAAACAGAUGUUGAUGCUUUAGACGAUCUUUUAUCACCAGGGCCUAAAGAAUCUAUUGCAAAGAACUUCUCGGACGCUUUUUCACCAUCUCCAAACAACAAUCUCUUAGGAGAUGAAGGUGUAUUUAACCCAUUCAUGGAACACCAAGAAAAAGCAGCACUCGAAAUGGAGAAGAGCUUGCGAAAACGAGAAAGCAGAGACGAAUUCGAAGAAGAUGAGAGAUUGGCAAGGGAAGAAACGCCUACUCCACCUGCAGAUGCCGGUAAGCCAGUUUUUGAUUUACGUUCUCAUCCCGGUAAGCGAGUUUUUGUUUUACGUUAUCAUACCGUUCACGAUGUUAGUGGGCUAGUGGAAAACCAAGCUGAUAGCGAAUCCGAAGACGAGUGGAAUUACUUCAAAGGCGACGAAGCGAAUAAAGAAAACGUUUCGCCGCAGCAAGAGAAAGAGGUUGCUGACAUCCCCGAAGAGGACGAUACAAUGUCUCAGCUGAACCCGAAUGCUGCAGAAUUUGUUCCUGUAUCACCGACGAGGAGUGUCCCAUCUCCCACCUGCCGCAUGCUAAUGAACGACCAAAUCGUAUCACAAUCGCCUUGCAAAGCGAAAGAUGUAGAUAUCAACGUGCCUAGUCCUAGAGAUUUCGAAAAGGAAGUGAAGUCCAGACCUAGUGAAGUCGAUACCAAUGGUCAUGAAAACAUGGAGAACAUCUUAAAUGGUAAAAAUAUCGACGAAAUCCCCGAGUUCCUUCCAGAAAACUCCACACCGAAAAAGGUUUUCCAAAACGAUGAAUUUCACUUUGGACCCAAUGCUGCUCCUUUUACUCCCAAACUUUUAGACCAAUCUGAAGCUUUGUCGACUAAGGCCGUUUAUGGCGAUGAAUCAACGGCCACUCUUGAGAGUACUUUUAAUAACUCAAACCAAGACUUGCAUAUGUUAAAUAAAGAAUCAGAUCCUAUGUCCAUGUCCUUCUAUGCAGAUAAGGGUGAAUCUAAUCCCUUCGAUUUAAAUAAAGUUCAACUACUACCUGAUAAUCUCGAUGAUUUCUUGAACAAACCUGAUAACGAUAAUUUCAAUGAAACCAUCUCGGAUUUACCUGAACACACACAUUUAGAUGAGCGCAAAAAUAACGAUGACGCAAUACAAAUUACGGAUUUAGAUAAACAAUCAUAUGAUGAUGAAAAAGAACUUGCCUCACCUUUAGAACCGGAAAGAGAACUAUUAACUACAGAGGAGACUGAUUUUGCCAAAACUCCUGAACCUACUCAUGAAAAUUUAUUGGGAGAAUUUUGUUGCAUACCCAAAAAAGAAGUACCAGCAGACCUACCGGCAGAUGUAGAACUUAUUUCACCCGUUCCAGCCGAAGCUAUUGAAGUUAGUGAUCUAUUAAAAUCUGAUGUAGUGACUUUGCCAGCUGACGUCGAGUUGGUACCGGCAGAUAUCUUAAAUAAAUCGUCUGCCCACGAUGAUUUGCCUAGUAAUGAGUCCCCAUCAACAGAUCCACUUUCUGAACCUAUUAGUCACAGUCCUCAACCGGCACUGGAGGAGUUUGCACGUGUAGAAUCAGCAGUAAGUGACGAUUUAGGCAUUUCUGAAAGGCCUAUUUCACCUGAUCUUCAAAAAGAACUGCUAGCAAGUCCUUUACCUGCAGCUCUUUCACCAGAACCACACAAAGAGACUCUUGCAAGUCCUUCUCCAAGUCCUCUUUCGCCAGAACCGCACAAAGAAGCUCUUAGUCCCUCUCCAAGUCCUCUUUCGCCAGAGCCGCACAAUGAAGCUCUUAGUCCUUCUCCAAGUCCUAUUUCGCCAGAACCGCAAAAAGAAGAUCUUGGAAAUCCUUCCCCUAGUCCGCUUUCUCCAGAACCACAACAAGGCACGCUUGAGCAUGCUUCUCCAAUUCCUCUAGUGCCAGAAACUCAAAAGGGAGACAUUGAAUUUUCUUCAGAACCGUUUAGUGGAGUACAAGCAGUUAGUGCUUCCCCAGUCCCGGCACUCAACAAAGAAGAUUUACAGGCAAGUUCUCCUCAUCCUCUAUCACCAGAACCUCAAGUACAUGACGUGGCUAGUUCAUCUCCAGUUCCUAAUUUGUUGCCUCCAUCUCCCAAACCUGUUUGUAGACUUCCACUAGAAUUAUAUCAAGGUUUGGAGGAAGCGAAAUCUCCCGAAUGUGAUAGUUCGCAUCCUGAACCAAAACCAGCUUCGCCACUACUAUAUACAGAAGCCAAAUCUCCCGAUUUCGGUAAAUCAGAGAAAAUUGAUUUGGCCAUUACUCCCGAACCAAUACCAGAACACUUCAAACUCGAUUAUCCUGUAGGUGAGUCAAAAUCUUCUGUUUGUGAUUUAUCAGAACCUAAAUCACCAAUACAAGAAGUAUUACUACACGCCGAUUCUACCGAAGAAAAAUUAUUAGACGAAGCCCAACAACGAUUCGAAGACUUAUGUCACCCUAUAGAAUCUCCUGAGGAUGUCACUUCUUCUGUUAAGGACGAUUUAUCAUCUCCAGUACAGGAUCUUCAGAGUAAAUCACCUGUUGGAGAUCAAGUAAUUGAUGAUAGUUUUGUUCAAGAAGCUGUUGUUGAAGUUCAUGCUUCCAAAGAAUCUGAGGAUCAGCAACCUCCUUUGAUAGAACCAGAAAUUAUAGAGCCAAUUGCUGCAAAUAUCACCGAUUUGCCGGAGUUGGUAAUGCCUCCUCCAAGAAUGUGUGUCUACCCAUUGAAGACACAAGAAAUUCCACUUGACGUAAAGACUGAAACUAUUUCUCCAGAAUUCGCCGAACCGACGAUAGUGACGCCGUCCGAAGAGAGUAAAGCGGACGAUUUGGUUUCAUCAACAUUAGAUGAAGCCGUCAAAGAACCGUCGACGGAAGAACAGAAAAUGGCAGAAGAGUUACAAAAAGAAAUGAUUGGUAUUGGUGUUGCUUCUGCAGUGGCUGCUGGAGCUGCUAUCACGGCUGUUGUAUCAGCAACAAAGGUGGAAGACAAGAAGAAGUCUCCAAGUGCUUCUGCUAAAAAGCCUGCAAGUCCUAAAACAACGACAGCCAACAAGAGUCCAGCUGUUGCUUCUAAAACUACAUCAAAACUGACCCCAGCGGCACCCAAGCAGACUACAAGUAGAACAUCCGCCACAAAGGCUACAACACCAAAAACUGGUUUGACUAAACCACCUGCGACUACUGCAUCCGCUCCCAAACCUAGUCCGAGAACCGCAUUAUCUAAACCACGAACAACACCUACAGCAACUGCAAAAACAGCUCCACCAAAACCGGCAGACAAAUUGGCAAAUGGUGAUGUCAAGAGUACAAUUAGGAGCACUUUACAUGUUAAAAAGACAGUUUCAGAAACAAAUGGCACCACAAAGACUUCAACUUCAAGGCCAGCUACCGCGUCUAAGGUAAGCUUGACUCAAAAACCGGCUGCCAAACCAGCUACUGCAGCUCCACCCUCUAAAACAACCAUUCCUUCACGUUCGGCACCAUUAACUACUAGAUCCGCUCCGACUGCAAAGAGACCGACGACUUUAACGAGCAAAACCACCACUUCAACCUUGUCUGCUGACAAAACGUCAACCACAACUAAGCCAAGCUUGACAAAGACUUCACCAAAAUCGACCAAUGUUCCUCCAAAGACGACCUCAACCUUGUCAAAACCAAGAGUUCCACUAACAAGAACUGUUGCCAAGGCACCUCCAGACACAGAAAAGCAAAUCAAAGAAAGCGCCAACAAAAUAACGGCCUCACGUUCCCUUACUAGCGCUAGAACUGUUGGAUCUGCUUCUACUGUGAGAAGUACCCUAGCUUCCACUCGCAGAGUUGAAAGCAAGGUCAGUAGCACACGAACGACAACUGUAACGAAAACGAGCACGACCACAAUGAAAUCGACCACAGCCAAAAAGCCAGCCGAACUAAUAAAAGGCCCCGUAACCAAAACCAAAACAACCAAAAUAGAAAAACCUAAAGAAAAUGGAAUCUCCACCGUAGUAACGGAAGAAAUAACCGUAGUCAAUAACACCAACGCCGUCAUUGACAACCAGAUCGAUAGUCAACCUGAAUUGAUGAAAGACAAUUCCCCGAUCGAUAACAAACUACUUAUUGAGACUCCUCAACUUGUUGAAACUAACGCAGACUGAAAGAGUAAUAAUUAAAAAAAACGGUUUAUUAUUAUUUACUUAGCUUAUAUUUAAUAUUACGAAAUAACUGUUAUAUUUAAAAUUUUUUAUAUACCUUUUAUGCCCCUUAUUAUAAACUGUUUUUCAUGGCGGUGUCAAGUAUGUGAAGCAUUUCUGAAAAAAUUCUGAUUUUUAUAUUGUGGUCCGGCUAAAAGAUAUAGAAUACUGCAAAAAUGGCGAUUUUUCUACUAUAAAUAAGUAAUUAUGAUGUUUAUGAUAGAAACCGAAAGUGGAGACAGUUAUUACAAUAAAUUAAUGUCAUAUAAUUGUUUUCAUACACCAUAUUCUUCACAAUAGGAUUAUUAAUUGAUAAAUUCGAGGUUAAAACCUGUGUUUUGUGAAUUUCUCUAUCAUUGUAUCCACGUGCAAUAGCUAUAUUUGUACAGUAGGAAAAAUGAAAGAAUACCCAUGAACGAACGUAUAAAACACGCUGUAUUUUCCUGUCACCGUGUCAUACAAAAAAUUGGCCAGCGCAAGUACAUGUAAUAAUUAUUAUUACAUGUACUUGCGCUGGGCAAUUUUCUUUGUGACACGGUGACAGGAAAAUACAGCGUGUUUUAUAUGUUCGUUCAUGGGUAUUCUUUCAUUUUUCCGACUGUAUGAUUCUUUGAUUUGAUUUGUAGCAGACUAUAAUAACAACAAUUUGCAAAGAUUGGGUGGAAAACAUUCAGAACAACAUGUGUCUUUUACCAUAUGACAUUGUAUGUUUUAAUAAAUUUGGAAGUAUACUGUGAGCAAAAUGAAAGAAAUGAUCAUCGUGAAGAUAGUUUUAUGGAAUUAACCAAACAAUCCAAGAUGUCUUCGGAAAAAUAAACUACUUAAACAAAUCGGUUAUUCGAAGAUCAACAAAGGAUUCGUUCAUUUUGCAGAGGAGUAUGUACCUUUAGCCUGGAUUAAAUCUAAUAUUUAUACAUUUUUAUAAAUCUUUUUUCGGAAAUACUUCACUAUGAAUGUUCUACCUUUAACUAAGUGUGUAUAGAGCUGUGGUAAUAAUUAGUAACGGAUAUAUUUAGAAAGGUGUGGAUACAUACAUACAAGAAGGACUUUUACUGUAACGAGAAAUAUUUUUAAGUUUAAUAUAUACAAAAAAAAUAUUAAUAUUAAACCAGUUGACCAUUAUAAUAUGUCAAUAAAUAUCUACAUAUAUAUCCUAAGUUGAGCUUUUUUACUGCUUAGGUGUGCUGAUGUGAUUGCUAUGCACUUCUCUGUAUAUAAUAAUGAAGUAUUUAAAGUUUAUUCGUAAAUUUUAUAAUUGGGUGCUAAAUUUUUAUUGUAGUGGAGCCGUGCAUUCGCGAUUAUUAUUUAUUUAUAUUUUAACACUUGCAAUAUUACAUGUACCGCGUAACAAUUCACAUGAUAUGCUCUUGAUUGCAUAAAAUAUCGCUGGUGGUAUUAUUAUUGAAUCAUCUUUGCAUUCUUCCUACUUAUUCACCAUCUUUCAUGCACUGGUAAUGUGCUUUUCAGACUCCAGUUAGGUUUGUUUACGGCUAUAUCUAGCAACGAGAGUCUGAAUGGCGUCAUGAAAGUUCAGAAGCUUUUUAUAGUAAAGAAAAAUGUACACAACGGAAAUAUACAGGGUGUUAGUAACUUUAAGGGCUAAUUCUACAUGCAAAAAUAAUGCCAUUUUGCUCGAUAAAUGUAUGUCCGCAAAUGCUUCGUUUCCGAGAUACGGGGUGUUGAAAUUUGUAUUUCAAAAUGCCAAUUUAUUUAUUGCUCUAAGACCGGUUGAGCUAUGAAAAUGAAAUUUGGUCUGUUUUAAGAGGUAGUUAUUGUGCAUUUUUUGACAUCCAAUUAGGAAUUUUGUAUUCAUCAUUGGCGCGCCUAGGGGUAGUGGUCUGAAUUUUUUUAAAGAAAAUAAUAGUACGCCACCGAGAUGUUUCGAAUUAAAAAUUAUUCUACGUCUAAUUUGUGAUAAAAAACCUUUCUUGUCUUUUUUUUCAUGUGGUGCACCGUUUUUUUGCAGAAAUAUAAAACAUCUUGACGCGUAUUUUUCAUUUUUUAAUAGAAAGACUAUAGAAUCAAGAACUAUCCAAUAUAAUAAUACUAAACUAGAACAAUAACAGAAAAUAUUACUAAUAAGAUUUUAACUAGGUGCAGAGCUACAACAAAUGUUAAAAAUGACCUCCUUUAGAGGUGACAGAAUAAUUUUAUAUUCAUCAUUGGCGUGCGUAUGGGUAAUGGUUUGAAUUUUUUAAAGAAAAAAUAGUACGCCACUGAUAUAAUGUCAAAUUAUAAAUCUUUUUUCAUAUGCGGCGCCGUUUUUAUGCAAAAAGAUAAAACAUCUUGGCGUUUACGAAGUAUUUGAACUAAGUUUCUAUAUAAUAUAUAUGGAAACUACCUCGUAUACUUUGUAAUCGUUAAGAUGUUUUAUUUUUUUGUAUCAAAACGGCGCCUCGCAUGAAAAAAGACAAGAAAGAUUUUUUGUCGGAAAUUGAAUGAGGAAUUCAAAAAUAAUUUUUAGUUUGACAUAUCUCAGUGGCGUACUAUUUUUUUUUUUAAUUCAGACUAUUACCCGUACUCGCGCCAAUGAUGAAUAUAAAAUUCUUCUGUUACCUGUAAAGGAGAUCAUUUUGAACAUUUUUCUUGUAGCUUUGCACCUAGUUAAAAUUUUAUUAGUAAUAUUUUCUGCUAUUGUUUUAGUUUAGUAUUAUUAUAUUAGAUAGUUCUUGAUAAUGUAUUAAAAAAAUGAAAAAUGCACGUCAAGAUGUUUUAUUUUUCUGCAUAAAAACGGUGUACCAUAUGAAAAAAAGACUUUUUAUCAGAGGAAAGGCUUUUUUAUUUAAAAGAGAAAGGCUUUUUAUCACAAAUUAGACGUAGAAUACAAAAAUAAUUUUUAAUUCGAAAUAUCUCAGUGGCGUACUAUUUUUUUUUCUUUCAAACAACUCAGACUAUUACCCGUAUGCGCGCCGCCAAUGAUGAUUACAAAAUUCUUAAUUGUAUGUCAAAAAAUGCAUAAUAACUACCUCUUAAAACGCACCAAAUUUCAUUUUCAUAGCUCAACCGGUCUUAGAGUAAUAAAUAAAUUGGCAAUUUGAAAUAAAAAUUUCAACACCCCGUAUCUCGGAAACGAAGUAUUUGCGGACAUAUGUUUAUAGAACAGACUGUUAUUAUUUUUUCAUGUAGAAUUACCACUUAAAUUUUUCAUACUUAUUUACUAACACCCUGUAUAAGUGAAGCUUCUAAGCACUGCGGUUGUUAACAUCUUCUCUGCAUCUGGAUGUUCAGUUCUCUGCACUUUCGAGUCAUACUACAAGUCAGCAAUACAUGAAUUUGUCUUAAACGAUAUUUCUUUUAUGAAUGUUUCUGUUAAAUUGUAAACGUAGUUUUAUAAGUAUUUUUAUUGCUUUAUUUAUUGAUGUUUAUCUGCUUUUUUUCGAUUCGUACUUACGUUUACCUGUUUAGAAGUCUUAUUUCGUUCGUUGUGAAGCAAUAACUUUUCGAGCAAUAUAUAUAUUUGUUCUUUCUGUGCCUUUUUAUGCGCGUUUUGGUUGUUUUAUACGUGUUUGAGGUUGCUUCUGUUGUACGGCUCCACGAAUUGGCCUUUUAUAAAAUACGUUGCAAAAUUAUUGAGAUACUUAACCAUUUUAUACGUUUUAAUAUAAUAUACCUUUUAUCCUUUUUAACUUUCUCAACGUUUUUUAGUACUUUUAAACUGUAGUAAUUUUUGAGAUGGAAGGAAAUUAACAGUUUCACUGAUUAUUAUAUUAGUAAUUAGCUAUUUUUUUAUACUUAAGAUAUUGUUUUAAUGUUGAAAUUUUAUUAUUGCGUUUGUCCUUUAGUUUGCUAAUUUUAUUUAUUUUUUUUGUGAAUUAUAAUACUUUUCAGCACAAAAUAAAACCCAUAAAAGGACA
Diabrotica virgifera virgifera (western corn rootworm) is the source of this 8420-nucleotide messenger RNA. RefSeq names its product titin. Bases 1 to 4530 code for a protein of 1509 amino acids. The transcript has 17 exons. The record is from RefSeq and is a predicted model, not a curated record. Lineage: Eukaryota; Metazoa; Arthropoda; Insecta; Coleoptera; Chrysomelidae.